GUAAAACAUCUAGAGGAGGUUGCACACAGCAUCGAAGGUUAAUCCCUCCUGUAUUUUGCUGCCCAGCUGUCACUUUAGAAGACAAUGAAGUGUUCAACCAAUCAACUGCGAAUCAUCGCCUUGAAUCUGUUGCUUUUCGUCUUCACUAGGACUGUGGCAUAUCCCCCGGGGAUAGAAGUUAUAAAUGUGACUUUCUGUGGCAACUACGAUAAGACAGCGAAAAUCAAAAUUUCUCCAUGGCCUUUCAUCCCUACUGGAGCUAUCGUUAAUUUAACAGUAAUAUUCACACCCGCUGUAGAUGUCCUUGAUGUCACUAUUGAAUACGAGUAUGGGUUAGAAUCGGAAAGCAAGGCGGUUAUUAGAGGCACGAAUGACCAUUUAUGCGAAAGCAUUCCAGACUUGUGCAACUUUCCUGCCGGUGAAACUCAAGUGAAGACUAUUUCUACAAAAUUAACAGAACUUCCACCAUUUUUGAAGACGCUGACCGUUAAAGCAAGAAAUCAAUUUUUCAAUGAAGAGUAUAUCAUGUUUCUCUGUUUUGAUGCGGUGUUCAAAGUGUACUAAAAGGCAAGAAUGAGUAGCUGACUCGCGAGGAGGAGGACAAAUUAAAGAAAUAGAUUAGACAGUAGGAUGGAAAAAUUUUUGUGUUAAAACUGCGAAAUGUCUCUGAUAACAACGACUUUAUGAUAUUGAUUAAGAGAAUUG
Molecule: messenger RNA, 705 nt
Organism: Pocillopora verrucosa
Lineage: Eukaryota; Metazoa; Cnidaria; Anthozoa; Scleractinia; Pocilloporidae
Source: RefSeq, a predicted model, not a curated record